Ixodes scapularis (black-legged tick) is the source of this 1473-nucleotide messenger RNA. Its product is annotated as sulfotransferase ssu-1. Gene Ontology annotation, biological process: sulfation. Lineage: Eukaryota; Metazoa; Arthropoda; Arachnida; Ixodida; Ixodidae. The record is from RefSeq and is a predicted model, not a curated record. The transcript is spliced from 2 exons. Bases 341 to 1312 code for a protein of 323 amino acids. Gene Ontology annotation, molecular function: sulfotransferase activity. Gene Ontology annotation, cellular component: cytoplasm.
ACAAGCGCGACGCUAGCACGAGGCGACGCCAAGACGGACGGGUCUGCCCCUUUGCGGCGUCCCUCGGCGAUCUUCGGCGUGUUUGCCGCUUGGGGCGCGUCGGAAGUCCACCGACGAUGACGUCAUCAGCAGGCCUUGUCUUCUAGAGGAACGGUUCGGUUUUGUCUGUCGUGAGGCCUCUGCGCUGUCCCAGCGCUGCGAUAAAGAGGGGAGUGAAAAUAGGUCAGGCAUUAAAGCGUCCGGAACAACUUUCGCCGCGGGUUGUAAGAGGUUUUGGGCGACGCACAUUUCGGCAGGAAGGUCAUCCAUCUCCUUCUUCGCGCCCCAAAAUUGGACCGUCAUGACUACUCAAGACAGGGCGCAUCCAGUUAUCGAACGGGACCGUGUCUACAGAGAGAUCGAGGGGCUCUACCUCAGCUACUACUUGCCCGACAAGAGCGUCCUGUCAGCCCUCGCCUACAAGCCGAAGCCAGGGGAUGUGUUCGUCGUGAGCUACCCGAAGUGCGGCACCACCUGGAUGCAGUUCAUCCUUUUCAACAUCUUCAGCGGCGGUGUUCCUCCCAAGAGCAAGGCCGAGUUCCGGCUGAAGACACCCUUCCUCGAGUGUACGGGUGUCGAGUGCGUGGCCAGGAUGCCCGGACCGGGAGCCAUCAAGACUCAUCUCCCGUUCCACAAGCAGCCUUACUCGAGAGACGCCAAAUACUUUUACAUCACCAGGAACCCUUAUGAUUGUUGUGUCUCCUACUACCACCACAAGAAGAUCUUGCCGGCCUACUUCUUCGAAGACGGCACCUUCGACGAGUUUUUCGAAACGUUUGUGGAAGGGAAGGGAGAGUACGGCGACUACUUCGACCACCUGCUCUCCUGGUACGAACAUCGUGGCGAGCCCAAUGUCUUCUUCCUGACUUACGAAGAUCUCACGAGGGACACCAGGUCUUGGAUCGUCAAGAUGGCCGAUUUUAUCGGAAAAGAGUACGGCGAACGAGUGAGAGCAGAUCCGGGUCUGGUUGAGCUCAUUCGGAAGAUGUCAAGCAUAGAGCACAUGAAGAACGUGCUCAACGAUGCUUUUAAGACGCCAUCACAAGACGUGUCACUUCCCUCCGAUGAGACGCCUGAAAAGCUAAGUUUCGAAGAGUUCAUGCAAUACAUGGUCAACAAACCAAUGACCGGAGACUUUGUGCGCAAGGGUGUGAUUGGAGACUGGAGAAGCUACUUUUCGCAGGAACAGGUCAAACGAAUGAAAGAUCGCAUUGCUCUGAAAACAGCGGGCAGCGAUGUGAUGGCAUUGUGGAAGGACGUGGACCUCCCGUGACGGGAGUGGGCUGUCAUAUUUUCCCGAUUUCCUUCUGAGUAUCUCGUUGUAAUCUAAUUAUGCGGUGAUUAAUUGAUUAUGUGAUUUCUGUGUACACACACAUUCCAACGCCGCCUGAUGAGCAAUUAAAACGUACUCAAGAUGUCUGUUUUUCAUCCGUA